AUGCUGUUCUACAGCUCUGACAGUUGUAGGCAGUUUCGUUCACUGAUAGAAUGUGUUAAUCUGGCCAAGUUUCACACCUUGCACCUUUUGUGUGUGUGUGUGUGUGUGUGUGUGUUGCAGACGGGGAGGGCAACUUCCGGUUCUGUGUUGCGGCCAAUUGUCCGCCAGGUAUACCAUUUUUUCCUGUUGGAUAUGCUGAAGAAGGCAGCAGCCCUGGGUUUGCCAUUGGCACAGAGAACGAUGGAGUUUUGCACUCAGCAUUCAAGGCAGGCAGCUUGUGAAGAUCUGGAGAAGGCGGAGCAGCUGUUGUACGAUGCACUGACCGAAGCUUUGGAGCCCGUACAACGAAUUGCAGAAAGGCUGGAAAGAGACCUUGGGGUGCCCUACAUGCACAUUGACACAAGCCUUGCCCCUGGAUUGGACACUCCCUCAAUGACAGAUUCAUUCGAGGCACUGGGCAUUGGGCCAUUUGGUGGACCAGGAACGCUUGCUGUGUGUUCGUUGGUGACAUCAGUACUGAAGAGAAUUCCAGUUAGGAAGGGUGGGUAUUGCGGCUUGAUGCUUCCAGUGUGUGAAGAUGCAGGACUGAGCAAGGCGGCAGCAGAGGGACACUUGCGGAUUGCUGACCUCCUGCAGUAUUCGUGCUUCUGCGGCUGUGGCCUAGACACUGUUCCCAUACAGGGGUAUACAGGGGACCCUGUCGAAGAUAGGACAGUUGAGCAGAAGAUUGCAGGCAUCAUCAUGGAUUUGACGGCGUUGGCUUUUCGACUGGACAAACCUCUGUCGUGCCGUUUGUUGCCUCAACCGGGGAAGAAAUCUGGAGACAAGACAACGUUUCAGAGCCCGUACUUGAUCAACUCAAGAGUUAUGGUGCUGUAG
Molecule: messenger RNA, 879 nt
Organism: Ostreobium quekettii
Lineage: Eukaryota; Viridiplantae; Chlorophyta; Ulvophyceae; Bryopsidales; Ostreobiaceae
Source: the annotation of a GenBank genome assembly